GCACGAGAGGUAUUAGGAUACAAAGCCAAUUGAAGAAGUGAAACUACAUUCUCAGCGCUUCAACUCUCACUUGGACGGCUUCCACAAACGUUUCUGUCUGAAAGGACAAUGCCGUUUACAAGAAAUCACUGUCCAUGGAACAGCAGCUCCGAGGCAAACUACUUACUUUAGAAAAGCUACCCAGACCAGGACAGUCAUCCAUCAACAGCACCAUGCAGUCAGUCACACUGGUCAUCCUUGCAUGCAUCCUCGUUGCUCAUGUUGAAGGUAAAGGAAGUAACGUCAUGAAAUGCUUCUGCCAGGAUAAAGGAGUUGACCGCGUGAACCGCAAGCUCGUGGGGAAGCUGGAGGUCCACGCGCCCAGCAGCUACUGUCCUCAGCUGGAAAUUAUAAUCUUCUUUAAUAAAGGAGGGAAAGUCUGCCUGAAUCCGGAGUCUCAGAUGGCCAAGAACUUAGUGCAGAAAGCCAGCAGGAACAGGAGUGUAAUUUAUGUGAGCUGGACCUGAGGAGGAGAAACUGAAGAUGUUGUUUGUGGUUCACAAAACAUACUGUGGUUGUAUCACUGAGUAAAACAUGUAAAUAUGUGCAGUUUAGUGUAGUUAACGAUUCCACUUUGUAAAUACUGUGUACGUUGAGCUUUUCUAUGAAACCAUUUAUUUCUAUGAACAGAUUUAGUUUUACAUUUUGUGGAAUUUUGAGAAACCACAAGUAUGUCUCUUAAGGAAAUAAUUAAUAAUUAAAUUAAGGUAUGGUAAAAAAAUUGAAGUUGUUUGAACUCGCAGUGCCUUGAAUGUGACACAAGCUUAAGUUAAGAGACCAGCCCACAUCUUCAUGCCCUCAGUUAGGCUCUGUAACAUGAGACACCAGGACUGUCUCAGUAGGAACAUGGGAGAUACAGUCAAUCUGGGCUGAAUUACAUCUUUCAUUAUUAAGAUAUUUCUUCUACACAGCAUGGUUUGACUUCCUCAGAGAGGAAAUGGUUCUAGUGAGUCCCUGUCAUGUCCACAGGGGGCAGUAUCGGAUCAUAAGACAGGGUUUUAUUACCAACAGUGUUGCGUCUUUAUCAUUAGUUUUUAGAAAGAAACAACCUUUCUGUAUCAGAGAGACCUGGUUGGGGCCCAAUGAACAAUACCUUUUAUUAUCAUAUUGUUAAUCUUUUCCAUUCAGAGGUGUGUGGCUCUGUAGCUGUCAUCAGUCCUGAGCUGCUGGGAAGCUGGGUCUGUAGGGGCUAUGAGAGUAAUACCACUACCUGACGCUAGGGGCGCUGUGAUAUAAAGAAAACUUCUCAGCUGCUCAACGUGGCCUAAAAUGCUGAAAUGUAAAACCACAACCAUCAUUUUUCUUCCUGUGUAACAAAAUCUUGUGAGGAGUUCAGGGUUUAUGAACCCAGUGUCCAAGCUGCAGUCCUGUCCGUGGACAAUGCUUUGGGUCUGUUACUGCUUUUUACUCAAUAAAUGAAACAUUACCACUGAAACGGUACAGUAGCCAGGUCCACUUAAAGAUGACAUAGUGAGAGAUGAGAUGUUAAAUCUUGGAAAUGUAAAUACAAAUGUUUAAUACAGUGCUAAAUGUCAUAAAACUACAAAAUAUUGGCAAGGCGUAUGGCAGGAGGGUCCAAACUGUAUGAAGAUGAGCUGUUAUCAAGUGAUUACAGUUAAGAGGUGCCAUGAUGUUACUGUACAAUGAUAAUGGAAACACUUAAUAGGAAACAAUAAUACUGUCAGUUAAGAAUCAAGUACAUGUAUAAAAUUGGGAAUUUCAAAUCAUUAACAUACCAUGGUGCAAUCAUGUCACAGCUAGUUACAAAGUGCUGAACACUCAACACAAUUUAACUUUGACCUCUCACAUGUACACACGUGUGAUCCUGUCAUAAAGACACAUGGAGGACCUAGACAGGGUAAAACAUGGCUGAAAAUGACAGAUCACAACUACACUUCCACAACUAGCAGGCAGUCACUAAUAACUCCAGAGACAGUUUGCACCAAGUGAACCAUCCUAAAGGCUGAGCACAAGACGAGCACCAUCUUGGAACGCCGUCUCCAACCAAUCAUAGAGCAGACAUUUUAUAACACCGAUUCUGCUCUGUGGGUUUGUGGGAGAGGAGCAUGAGACGAUCAACAACACUAAUGCACAGUUCCUGCGUGCUAGCUACAGGCCCGGCUCUGCCGCUAGCUACAGGUCCGGCUCUGAAGCUAGCUCCAGGCCCGGCUCUGCCGCUAGCUACAGGUCCGGCUCUGCCGCUAGCUACAGGUCCGGCUCUGCCGCUAGCUACAGGCCCGGUUCUGCAGGCCUUUGUGAUGCCAGGUUUGAGACAUGAA
Molecule: messenger RNA, 2318 nt
Organism: Hypomesus transpacificus
Lineage: Eukaryota; Metazoa; Chordata; Actinopteri; Osmeriformes; Osmeridae
Product: C-X-C motif chemokine 10-like
Exons: 5
Coding region: 135-506 (123 amino acids)
Biological process (GO): inflammatory response; cellular response to lipopolysaccharide; neutrophil chemotaxis
Cellular component (GO): extracellular region
Molecular function (GO): CXCR chemokine receptor binding; chemokine activity
Source: RefSeq, a predicted model, not a curated record